Messenger RNA from Oryza brachyantha (malo sina), 1440 nucleotides. Its product is annotated as purple acid phosphatase 3. The record is from RefSeq and is a predicted model, not a curated record. NCBI's taxonomy places the organism in Eukaryota, Viridiplantae, Streptophyta, Magnoliopsida, Poales, Poaceae. The transcript is spliced from 7 exons. Bases 63 to 1085 code for a protein of 340 amino acids. Gene Ontology annotation, molecular function: ferrous iron binding; acid phosphatase activity; ferric iron binding.
UCUCAUUCCCGUCUCCGUUCUGCUGAGAGGGACGGGACGGGUGGCACGGCACGGCACCGUCCAUGGCGAGGAGCAGCAGCGCACGCGCAGCCAUGGCGACGGCCACCGUCCUCACCCUGCUGGCCGCGGCGGCGGCGACGGCGGCGGCGCCGGGGCUCGUCAGGCUGGAGCACCCGGCCAAGAGCGACGGGUCGCUGAGCCUGCUCGUCGUCGGCGACUGGGGCCGCAAGGGGACGUACAACCAAUCCAGGGUCGCGGAGCAGAUGGGGAAGGUUGGGGAGAAGCUAAACAUCGACUUCGUCAUAUCUACAGGGGACAAUUUCUACGAGGAUGGACUCACUGGCAUCGAUGACCAGGCAUUUGAGGAAUCAUUUACUGAUAUCUAUACGGCAAAGAGCUUGCAGAAGCCAUGGUACCUAGUGCUAGGAAAUCAUGACUACAGGGGUGAUGUGAUAGCACAGCUUAGCCCAGUCUUGAGAAAGAUCGACCAGCGAUUCAUUUGCAUGAGAUCGUUCAUUGUCAAUGCAGAGAUUGUGGAUUUCUUCUUUAUCGACACAACUCCAUUUCAACUGAAAUAUUGGACUCGCCCUAAAGACCAUCAUUAUGACUGGAGAGGAGUGGCACCUCGACAAAAAUACAUAGCUAAUCUACUGAAGGAUAUGGAUGAGGCAAUGAAGAAAUCAACAGCGAAGUGGAAGAUUGCUGUUGGGCAUCAUACCAUUAGGAGCGUCAGUGACCAUGGUGAUACCCAGGAGCUUCUGCAACUAUUACUUCCAGUUCUCAAGGACAACAGCAUCGACUUCUACAUAAAUGGGCAUGACCACUGCCUGGAACACAUUAGCAGCAGAGACAGUCCUAUCCAGUACUUCACAAGCGGAGGUGGUUCAAAAGCAUGGAGAGGAGUCUUCCAGCCAAAUUCUGAUAAGCUCCAGUUCUUUUAUGAUGGGCAAGGGUUCAUGUCCCUCCAGCUAAACCAGGACCAAGCUGACUUCACCUUUUAUGAUGUUUCUGGGAACAUCCUGUACCAGUGGAGCAAGAGCAAACUAAACCACCUCCAGCCCACCACUUAUAUCACUGAAGCAUGAGGAAGAUGCAAAAUCACAACGCUGGGAUUAGUUUGGUUAAGAUAUUUGUGUAAAAUUCGAAUGCAUUAUUGUGGCAUGCAAGGACAGAGGACCAAAAAGAAAAUAGGGUAGUAUUUAAGUAUGGCAUGUGAUUGAUGUGCUAAAGAAAUUUAAGACUGGCCUAGAUCAUCCUACUAGACUAAGAGAAGAGAUGUUCAGUAUGGCAUCCAUUAGCUUGAUUCAUAAACCUUUUGUCAGAGGACAUCUAUUAUACCAUAUAUUCUAGUAUCUAGUAGGAUCUUUGCAGACCACCUGCCAAUGGGACUACUUUCAGAAGCAUUUGCAAAUAAAAGAACACAACCUUGCAUUUGUGCAA